GACACCAAGACAAUGACUCCGACGCUCUGAAAAGGACUUCAGUCACAUCUCUUUCAAAAGUAUUCAGGCAUCUGCCAUGGAUGCCUAUGUUCCCACACUAGGACCCUACCCAUUCACCCCCACCCCAACUACUGUCUUUUGGGCAAUAGCGACUCAUACGGGCGGGUGCGCAGUUGCGUUUUAUCGACGCGACGCGUUCUCUCGAAGGUCCCCUGGAGGUGGUGGGGGCGUUUAGGGGUACUCCUGGAGGGCGUCUGGCCGUGUGCGCGCUGCGGUCUUCGAGGGUCUCCCUACACGAGGCUGCGUCCCCGUUCGCCCCGCUCCUAGUGCGCCCCGACCGCCGGCCCGCUCCCGGAAGCUACGGAAACGGGUAACAAAGAACCUGCAGGGCCACCGGCCGCCGGAGCUGCGGGACCCCGGGGUCGGGCAGAGUGUCGAGGCUGAGCACCUUCGGGAGCCAAGUGUCCGGGAUCGCAUCGGGGAGCUGUGCGUGGCUCAGCGGCCUCCCCUCGGAGCGCCCGGCCCUCAGCCCCCUCCGGAGCCCUGGUUUCUGCAAACGCCCCAGCCCUCUUCUGCUCCGAGCUGCUCAAGCUUUGUGCGAAGAACCUACUGAAGUCUGUUUUUAAAUAAAAACUUUUUCUAAGUUUCCGUUUGGGGAUUUUUGCUUUGUUUCGGGGGCAGUUUACAAUACUCUCUACCUCGUCGUCGCCUCCUUUUUUUCCUCCUGGUGUAUUAUCCGCGGGGCGGACCUGGGAUGAGCGUUUCGUAAUUGCAAGUAGAACUGUGAGAAGCCGCGUCGGAAUAGGACUCAAGAUGGACAAAAAGUCCUUUGAAACGGUGCUGGAUGAAAUUCGAAAGGCGGUUUUGACAGAAUAUAAAUUGAAAGCAAUUGAGUAUGUUCAUGGGUACUUCUCCAGUGAACAGGUGGUUGACCUCCUAAGGUACUUCUCCUGGGCAGAGCCGCAGCUGAAGGCCAUGAAAGCACUACAGCAUAAAAUGGUGGCUGUCCACCCAGCGGAAGUGGUCAGCAUCCUCAGCUGUUUCACCUUCAGUAAAGACAAACUGGCUGCUCUGGAGCUCUUGGCCUCAAACAUUGUGGAUGCACAGAACUCUCGUCCCAUUGAAGAUUUAUUCAGGAUCAACAUGUCGGAGAAGAAACGGUGCAAAAGAGUCCUGGAGCAGGCUUUCAAAGCUGGCUGCAAAGCACCUCACGCCAUGAUAUCUUCAUGUGGAACCAUCCCAGGAAACCCUUAUCCCAAAGGAAAACCCAGCCGCAUAAAUGGGAUUUUCCCUGGAACUCCUCUGAAAAAGGACGGUGAAGAAUGUACCAAUGAAGGCAAAGGAAUAGCAGCACGGAUUCUUGGACCAUCCAAACCACCUCCCUCAACGUACAAUCCACACAAACCUGUCCCCUACCCGAUACCUCCUUGCCGGCCACAUGCAACUAUUGCACCAAGUGCUUACAACAAUGCAGGUCUGGUGCCCUUAGCCAAUGUGAUAGCUCCAGGUGUCCCUCCCCCUCCUCCGUACACUCCGAAUCCAGUAGGAACAGACAAUGAAGACCUCUCCAGUCAGUCAAAACCUGCACAGAGUCAAACGUUCCCCACUCCAGCAAGUCAACUCUUCUCCCCUCAUGGUUCCAAUCCUUCGACUCCGGCUGCGACUCCUGUCCCCGCUGUGUCCCCAGUCAAGGCAGUAAACCAUCCAUCCGCGUCAGCAGCUGCCACUGGGGCGGGGAUGAGUGCUCCCAACACUGCCCUUCCGGUGUUCCCAAUGCCUCAGCCAUCCACACCGAACCCGACUGUGAUCCGGACUCCCUCGGUGCCCGUGACACCUGUUACCUCCGCCCACAGCACUACACCUGCUCCUGUCCCUUCCAUUUUCUCUGGCCUAGUGCCACUGCCAGGUCCCUCUGCCACCCCCACCCCCUCCCCUCAGGCCAACUCGACACCAAGGGUCACACUGGCUUCCAGUGAGACAUUUGCUUCCACUUGUGGCCCGUUCACCAGCCACUCCUCGGCCAGCUCCACCGCUGGGUCAGCCAGUAACCCAAGCACGGCUUCCCUGUCAUCUGUCUUUGCGGGCCUGCCUUUGCCCUUCCCGCCGGCAUCCCAUGGCAUAGCCACCCCAGCUCCUUCCGUGAUUGCCAGUGCUGCAGGUCCACAUGGUGUAAACAGCCCUCUUCUGUCCGCCUUAAAAGGCUUCCUCACGUCAAACGACACACACUUAAUCAAUUCCUCUGCCUUGUCGUCCGCGGUCACAAGUGGGCUGGCUUCAUUAUCCUCUCUUCCCAAUCAAAACUCGGAUUCUCCUGCCUCAGCCACUAACAAGUGCUAUGCCUCUGCGGCUGUUGCUGCCGCACAGAGGUCUUCCACCCCCGGGAUGGCCAUGUUCCCAGGCCUGCAGUCCCCUGUGGCCAGCGCCACUUCUGCAGCCCCAGUUCUGCCUGCGCAGUCUCCGUUGGCUACCCCCUCCUCCACAGCAGUGUCAGUCAGCUGUGGCUCCUCAGGCUCGCUUCUGCACGGUCCCCAUGCAGGUGGCAUCUCAUCCACCCCUGCUGCAGCAACUGUGCCUGUUAUGAUCAAAAGUGAGCCCACAAGCCCCCCUCCCUCGGCCUUCAAAGGCCCGGCUCAUCCCGGGACUCCUGCUCGCAGUACCUUGAGCCUGUCAGGUCCUCUGGGCCGCGGAUACCCCACGACCUCAGUGCCCAUCAGUGUGUCCACUUGCCUUAACCCUGCACUGUCCGGGCUCUCCAGCCUGAGCAACCCCCUGGCUGGUUCUAUGUCCCUUCCUCCACACGCGUCCUCCACGCCCAUUGCUCCUGUAUUCACUGCCCUUCCCCCAUUCACUUCGUUGACCAACAGUUUCCCUCUACCCGGCAGUCCCUCCCUCAAUCCUGCUGUGUCCCUUGCGGGACCAUCCACCACCACAUCUGCAGCUGCACAUCCCAGCUCGGCGACCAUGCGCCCAGUGCUGCCCACCUCCAAUGCCUCACCUGCAGCCUUCCCACUCAACCUGUCCACCGCCGUGCCCUCCCUCUUCGCCGUCACCCAGGGCCCGCUGCCCGCCUCCAACCCCUCCUACCCUGGCUUCCCUGUCUCCAGUGCCCCAAGUGGUGCCCCCGCGCUGCCCUCGUUCCCGGGGCUGCAGGCGCCCUCCACAGUAGCGGUCACCCCACUGCCGGUGGCCGCCUCGGCCCCAUCGCCUGCGCCCGUCCUCCCCGGCUUUGCUUCGGCCUUCAGUUCCAACUUCAACUCCGCCCUGGUGGCCCAAGCAGGUUUGUCAUCUGGACUCCAAGCUGCGGGUAGCUCUGUGUUUCCAGGCCUUCUGUCCCUCCCAGGUAUCCCUGGGUUUUCCCAGACUCCUUCGCAGUCAUCCCUGCAAGAGUUGCAGCACAGCGCAGCCGCGCAGUCGGCUCUGUUACAGCAGGUCCAUUCGGCGUCUGCUCUGGAGAGCUACCCAGCCCAACCAGACGGAUUCCCUAGCUAUCCUUCCACACCUGGAACACCAUUUUCUUUGCAACCAGGUCUAUCCCAAAGUGGAUGGCAGUGAAUUUUAAACAUGUUUAUUCUUCUUGGGAACAACAUGAAAUUUGCCCAAGAACUGCAAUGAGCAAUCUGACAUAUGAAAUUGGC
This is a messenger RNA of Peromyscus eremicus (cactus mouse), 3635 nucleotides long. RefSeq names its product proline and serine rich 1 (gene Proser1). The coding region runs from base 814 to 3552 and encodes 912 amino acids. The transcript is spliced from 13 exons. The record is from RefSeq and is a predicted model, not a curated record. Lineage: Eukaryota; Metazoa; Chordata; Mammalia; Rodentia; Cricetidae.